AGUAUCGAUGUGCACCAAUCACAGCCGGGCACAGCGCUGUCAGCCAAUAGGAAGCCAAUGACAGUAAGACGUUGACACCAGCAGUUUCAUAACAACACAGGAAGCGCGUGGAAAGAGCAUUUAAAUACAAGUUCUGCUUCGUUGGCAUGCAAUUCAUGAUUUCACUCGGACUUCAUGAACACUCCUGAACAUGGGAUAGGAUUACCACUUCUCCUAUUUCAGUUUAAACAACUUUAACAACAUGAUUUCGCUGUCAUGGCUGCAGAACCUAAGCUUUGUUCUGUCGCAUGUCAACACUGCAGCUCUGCUAGUUAUGCUGCUAGUUUUUUAUUUAGUACAUGUGUAUCAGAAACAACGGAACCUCCUGGCAAAAAUCCCGCCAGGUCCGAAGCCCUGGCCGGUUGUGGGAAACUUUGGCCACUUUCUCAUCCCCUCUUUCAUCCAGAGGAGGUUUGGACAGCAGCGGGACAACACCAACAGAAGCGCUAUGGACGUGUUAACGGAAAAGGCCAAUAUCUAUGGGAACAUAUACAGCAUCUUUGUAGGGAGUCAGCUCAUGGUGGUGCUGAAUGGAUAUGAUGUGGUGAAGGAUGCUCUGUCCAACCAUCCUGAGGUGUUCUCCGACAGACCUGACAUCCCUUCUAUCUCUAUCAUGACCAAACGCAAAGGUAUAGUCUUUGCACCUUACGGGCCAGUGUGGAGGAAGCAGCGCAAGUUCUGCCACGCCACUCUCCGAACGUUCGGCCUGGGGAAGCUGAGCCUGGAGCCGUGCAUCCUGCAGGGCCUGGACACCAUCAAAUCGCAGCUGCUGAUCCUGAGUCAGGAGGGUGGGGCUGAUGCCGGAGUGGACCUGGCCCCGCUGAUCAGGAACGCCGUAUCCAACGUCAUCUGCUUUCUGGUCCUGGGACACCGCUUCCACCACGAAGACCGAGAGUUCAGCAAACUGCUGGACCUGAUGGACCGAGGGCUGGAGAUCUGCGUCAACAGCGCCGCGGUCCUCAUCAACGUCUUCCCUCUGCUCUACUACUUACCUUUUGGGGUCUUCAAGGAGUUGCGGCAGGUGGAAGGAGAGAUCACAGUGUUUUUGAAGAAGAUUAUUGUACACCACCAGAUAACAUUAGAUCCUGCUCACCCCAGGGAUCUGGUGGAUAUGUACCUGAAGGAGAUGUUGGACCAGCAACAGAGAGGAGAGCAGGACAGCAGCUUCACAGCAGACUAUCUCUUUUAUAUUAUAGGAGAUCUCUUCAUCGCUGGCACUGACACCACCACCAACUCUCUUCUGUGGAUUCUGCUCUACAUGGUCUUAUAUCCUGAUAUCCAAGACAGGAUGCAGGCAGAGAUAGAUGAAGUGGUGGGCACACAACGGGUCCUGUCUCUGACUGAUAAGGGAAGUUUGCCUUUUACUGAAGCCACCAUCAUGGAGGUGCAGAGAAUGACUGUAGCUGUUCCCCUGGCUAUCCCUCACAUGGCCUCCGAGACAACAGAGUUCAGAGGCUACACUAUUCCCAAAGGAACCGUUAUUGUGCCCAACCUGUGGUCUGUCCACAGAGACCCCGCUCUGUGGGACGACCCAGACAAUUUCAACCCGGGGCGCUUCCUGGACGACGAGGGAAAGCUGCUCAGGAAGGAAUGCUUUAUACCUUUCGGGAUUGGUCGCAGGGUGUGUAUGGGGGAACAGCUGGCGAAGAUGGAGCUCUUCCUGACGGUCACCAUCUUACUGCAGGCGUUCAGAUUCAGACUCCCAGAGGGGACGCCCCUCCCUUCCCUGCACGGGCGCUUCGGCCUGACGCUGGCCCCCUGCCCAUACACUGUGUGUGUGAGCCCCCGUAGAUGAAACAGUGGAAUAUUUGGUUAUAACAAUCCAAUCCAAUUACAUUUACCUAUGUGGGUAAAGGUCUCCUGGGGAGACAAUGUCAUUUUUGUAAAAAGUGUGUUUUGAUUGGAAUACAAAUAUGUCUUCAUCCAAUCUGUUAUUUUUUGGAUUGUUCAAGCAUUAUUUAGGUCCAUAAAAUGUCAAUAGCAAUCAAAAAUGACCAUCAUGCCUUAUGGUAUGUGUUGCAUUUACAUUGCUGUGUUCAGAAUAGCUGCUAAAAAGGUGGAUGGAUAUUAUUAUGGUAGAGGCAUUUGGUUUUAAAAUACAUAUUCUCAAUAUAUGUUAUUGUUUUAUGAUGCACACCACUGCUUUAUAGAUAUUGGCACAUAUUAAAAUGUUCUUAAGUAGGGCAUUAGGGAAGGAAAGAUUUCAGUUAAAAGAGUCAAAAUUGAUUAAAGAGAUUAGUUAAACGAAAGGCGGUAAAUAAGGUAAAACACUGUAUACAUCUGAAGUGGUUUUAUUAUAUAUAUUAAAAGUGAUAGUAAAAUAACUUUGGCAUGCAUUGCUCAUUCUUAUGUACUUUUACAAAGUAAGGCUUGCUUUCAAUCAUUUUGUAUCAUGCAUCUUGGAGUCCUGGCACAGGAAUCAAGUAAGUGUAUGUUAUUCAGUGUGCCAUUGUGAAUGUUUGGAACAAGUCUAAGUACACCGUCUGGGAUUACAAAAAUGUAAGUUAAAUAACUUUACGGUUAUAAAAAAAAUGCCGACCUGAAUGUUCUUGUUGUGCUCUUAUUAACACACAUUUUUGUUUGAGUGAAUAGUUGUAAUUUGGGGAGUAUCAUUGGAUUCUCCUUUCAGUGUGCAGACAUGGACACUGGUUCCUUGUUGCUGCAAAAGUCUCAAAAGAAUCUUGACAGGUCUACAUCAUGGACUUCCUGCCAAGUCCAGCAAAAGAGCAGUAAUUCUUGCACUGGAGGUAUAUUUACUCCUAUUGAUAGUGUAAUCAUUAAAGUCAAUGACAUGUUUUCACUAAUGUAUUUUUAUUAAUGAAUUAAUAUAAUUGAAUUCAUUAAUUACAAACAUCAUGAAGGAGAGAGGCGCUUCAACAGGGGAGUGUCUGGAUGGAUGGACCCUACAAAAAGUCCUGGUUGGUACUGUUUUUAAAAGAACAGAUUUUAAAAGUGCCUUUUUAAUGAGUCUACUUGUUUGUUUGUGGGUUCAACUUAAAGCCACACAAGGGUGGGGCAUGAAAUCAUUUGUAAAAUGAAUUUCUACUGUAUAUUGUAAAUAAAUGUGUAAUUGUGUCUUUGAGAAUGCUGAAGCCCUGCUAAAAGACGCAGAUCCUGCCAGCGUCCAGCAGGACAUGAGCCUCAGGGCUAUAUUAAAUAGGCUGAUUGGGGUACAAAUACAUAAUUGAUUUGUUAGUGACCGUUUACUGUUGUGGUAUUUUGUAAAUAAACAUACUCAAAUUCA
This is a messenger RNA of Gymnodraco acuticeps, 3283 nucleotides long. It is a transcript of the gene cyp2u1, whose product is annotated as cytochrome P450 2U1. The coding region runs from base 242 to 1834 and encodes 530 amino acids. The transcript is spliced from 5 exons. Gene Ontology annotation, biological process: xenobiotic metabolic process. Gene Ontology annotation, molecular function: heme binding; iron ion binding; oxidoreductase activity, acting on paired donors, with incorporation or reduction of molecular oxygen, reduced flavin or flavoprotein as one donor, and incorporation of one atom of oxygen. Gene Ontology annotation, cellular component: intracellular membrane-bounded organelle; cytoplasm. The record is from RefSeq and is a predicted model, not a curated record. NCBI's taxonomy places the organism in Eukaryota, Metazoa, Chordata, Actinopteri, Perciformes, Bathydraconidae.